AUGGCCACAGACGCGCUCGAGGAGGCCAAGCGGAUCCGCAACGCGGAUAAGAUGCGCCACGCCCUCUCGAGGGCGAAGGCGGCGGGCGUGACCAGCAAGCAGCUUGAGGAGUACAACGAGUUCCUGAAGCAGCUGGAUAUGGAGACGCUGCUGGUCGUGGCCACGCACAGGGCCGAGAGCGGGGCCCUCAAGAUCGCCAUCGGGGCGGCCCGCGGCGGCGGCGUCGAGUGCGAGGCUCUCGAGGUGGCGGAGAAGAAGCUGGCCGAGCUGGAGGGGCUCGCCAAGUGGCGGCUGGGGAGCGGGGAAGCGAGGGAGCAGGCGAAGACGCCUCGUCGCAAAGUGGCGGUUGAUCAGUCUGGCCACGCUGCGCUCCAGGUCUCAGCCUGGAGCCCAGGAAGUCGCGCGUUGUCGGGCAUCGGUGAGAUCGUGUUUGUCUCCCGCGGGCUGCACGGGAGGGCGGCCGCGCACGCCCGCCGGCCGCUGUUCGACGCAUUCGGACACGCCGAGUCCGGCCAGCGCGCUGGAGUUCUCGGUGGCGUUGCCUGGCGGGGUGGUCGAUCAACUAGGGCCUUGCCGCCAAUCCUGGUCCUCACGGCGGCGGCGAUCGAGCGCGGCGCUGCCAACGUGGCGCGCCUCGUCGUGUCCGGUUUCGCGGGCCUCCUGCGCGCCGCGCAGCUCUUUGCCAUUUCCAGGGGGCAGAUCGCGAUUAUCAAGGGUUUGUUCAUCAUCCGGCUGCCCAUGAUCAAGACGGGUUACCGCAAGGCCACGAUGGAGGUGGUGGUCGUCGAGUGCCCUGCCGUUGUCAAGCUCACGGCAGAGUGGGCCGACGGUGCGAACCUGAGGAGACUGUGCCUCAAUGCGCCUCCGAUCCAGCCUUCCGCCCUGCUUCUGAAGGCGGCAAAGUGUGCACGUGCCCAGAGGGGAGCUUCCGGCGCCCUAGAAGCUCGCCGCUACGCAGAGCUGGCCGCUCGCAUCCUUUUCGGCGCCCCCAGGAGCACGGACGGCCUGCUGGGGCCGCUCACCGCCGCACUCCACAGACUCGGAGGCGGAGUGCCCAGAGUCUUUCGCGCCAUCUUCGGCGUCGUCAUCGGCACCUUCAUCGGCACUGAGCCCAGGAAGCGCAGCCCCACUACCGACACGGAGCCGCUCCGGGCACGGCCAGGUGAGGUGCAGAUGGAGCGCUUGGUUGCAACCGGGCACGUGAACGUGAAGAACGGCCACAUCGACCACCCAGUGAGGAACGAGAUCAGCACGCUCUCGGGCCAGGUGGCGAAUAUGUCGUCUCAGCAGUCGCUCCUCCCUCAGUCGCAGCCGGGAGCGGACAAUGCCGAGGUGAAGCAGGUGGAUGCGGCACUUGCCAACCUCCCGCCGGGGCCAGAGUACGCCUCAGCGAGAGCCGAGCUGACGAAGGCCGCGCAGGCGGCCCGAAUGAAGACUGUGAAGUCAAAGCCGCUCGGCGCCCAGCUGGACUCGUGCAAGGGCGCGAUCGACGCGAUGGCGGACAAGCUCCAGCUGGCCCGUGCGACGGCGACGCAGGAGCAGGAGAGGCUCCAGGCCGAGUUGGCGGAGCUGCAGAAGAAUGCAGCGCAGCAGCCAAGCCAGCCGAACUCCAUAGAGGCAAUGACGUCGGUCCUCGACGACGUCCUGAAGGAGAUGUCGGUAGGCUUCGUGGACCCACAACACGUGGCGCAAGCGAAGGGCCUGAUGCAGCAGCUCGUCACCGGCAUCCACCCGGCGGAGAAAACCAAAGGCCCCGGGAAGUUCCGCUUCAAUCAGUUGGAGUUGAGGAACGGAUGGGCCGUUGAGCGAUUCAAGCGUUACGUGUGGGAUUUCUCACCCAAGCCAGGCACUGUCGACGAACACCUUCGCGAUUUGAAUGCCUACCCGGAGCGCCAAGGACGAUGGCAAGAGCAUUUUGCCGAGGUGUUCAGAGGGGCGAUCGUGAGCAAGGCAUUGCUGCGCGCGCCUGUGCCGCAAGACAUCGUGCGAAGUACGAGUCUCAAGCUGUCGCCUGAGCGGACGGCGCGGGCACGCCGCAAGCUGAAAUCUCAUCGCGGCGUCGGCCCAGAUGAGAUACCCGCCGAGCUCUUGAAAGCAGGGGGGGGCGCCAUCCCUGUAAAGUAUUUCGAAGAGAUUUUCAAGAGGAAGGGGUCGGAUGACGAGUGCGACAACUACAGAGGAGUGUCGUUGUCUGACAAUGCAGGAAAGGCAUUUUGCCCCCAGCUAAGCGAGUGCAUCGAACCGCGCUACAACUCUCGCCUGCCAAUGUCGCAGCACGGCGCAAUUAAAGGAGGUGGGACCGAUGUUGCCCAUCACCUGGUUCGCGCCGUUAUAGAAUAUGCGUCGUUGCAUUGUUUGUCAAUCCUUGUGCUGUUCAUUGAUUUUGUCAAGGCUUUCGACGGAAUCAUCCGCGAACUCAUAUUUGGCUUCUCGGUUUCUUCCCAAGAGUCGCCCGUCGAGUACUUGGCGCCCCUCGGCGUUGACCAGGACGUUGCCGAGUGGCUGGCGUCUUGCAUAUGCUCCGAAGGAGGCGUGUUUGAACAGUGGAACGUGGACCCGAAAGUUACCUCCCUUGUGGCGCGGCUGCACGAGGGGUCGUGGUUCUCGCACGGCUCGCUCGACACAGUUGUGCGGUCGCACAAGGGAGGGCGCCAGGGAUGCGUCUUCGGAGCUACGGUUUUCAACGCGGGAUACUCGGUCCCGAUCAAAAUGCCCCACGAGGAAAUGAGGCGCAAAGGCAUUGCCCUACGCGUGAGAUCGGGGGAGAAGGCGUUCUGGGGCACUACCGAGGACGAAGGGGAGGAAGCCGCCACCGAGGAGGAAAUCAUCGACGCCACGUUCGUGGACGACGAAUGUAUCGCGUUAGCGGCUGCUUCCCCACAGCUCCUCGAUCGUGCUAUCCAGACGCUGCUAGAAGUAUUGUGCCGGCUGUUCCGCUUAUGCGCAAUGGUGAUAAAUUGGGCUCCGGGUAAGACGGAGUGCAUGCUCCGGUAUAGGGGCAAAAACGCCAGCGCGCAUUGGGGGCAGCACAGGCACGAGGACGGCGUGUACGUCAAAUCAGAUCACGAUGGCGCUAUCAAAUUGUCCAUUGUGUCGAAGUAUAAGCAUCUCGGAACAGUUGUCUCCAUCGCAGGCACCUGUAAACCCGAUGCUGAGAAGAGGGCAUCAGCAGCCAUGGACGCAUACGCGCCAGUUGCGAUCCGUGUAUUUCGUGCUCCGAACAUAUCCAUCGCUACAAAGAUGCACGCCGUGAAGGCACGCAUCUUGACAAAGCUGAUGUUCCAUGCGCGCGUUGUCACGCCAGACGCGCAUUUCGCGCGGACGUUGAACCAGGUGUACAUGAGGGUGCUACGGCGCAUUGUGGACAAGGUCCGGUUUGGGCCAGGGCAAGGCACGGACCUGCAAUCCCUGGACAGCGCCGACAGGGCGCUGUGCCGGAAGGCAUAUAAGGAGGGGCAUGUCACGCCCUUGGCUGCAGGAGCGGUGAAGACCGCCGCAAGAGGCACCACGGGAAGUGACAAGAGCUGA
Molecule: messenger RNA, 3528 nt
Organism: Prorocentrum cordatum
Lineage: Eukaryota; Dinophyceae; Prorocentrales; Prorocentraceae
Source: the annotation of a GenBank genome assembly